Molecule: messenger RNA, 1907 nt
Organism: Adelges cooleyi (spruce gall adelgid)
Lineage: Eukaryota; Metazoa; Arthropoda; Insecta; Hemiptera; Adelgidae
Exons: 7
Coding region: 76-1158 (360 amino acids)
Source: RefSeq, a predicted model, not a curated record
UCGGUCGAGUCGGUCGCCUGGCGUUACCAGGCUUAUCCCGUCACAGGAUUCCUGUGUUUUUGCCAGAGGGCGGGCAUGGCCGCCAGCGGCGGCAACAAGAAAGCACAGACCCCGGUCAACGGCAAGCACGUCCGGUCACACAGCUUGAGAAGUUUACCGGAAGUGGCCACGGUGGUGACGGACAAGCCGAAGACGCAAAGCACUUGCGCGAGUAGCGACCCGCAGAACGUACAUGGCGCGGUCAAAUUCACUUCCACAUGGAAACAGGCAUGUGAUAGAACCAAAGAUCGAACAAAGCAACUGUUACGAAGAACAAUGUCAUGGAAGAAUGCUGCAGCUGUUCCUCAAGCUGAUGAACAAAAAUCAGAGUGCGAGUACACGUCUCCAACGUUGGAAGUACACGUGUUUGCUACUUGGGUCAAGCGUUGUGCGGACAGGGGUCAAUCGAAAACGGUGGAUCCCGUAUUUGAAUUGUCUCCUAUACAGGAGGAUAAGUUAUUGCAUUUUUUCAAGUAUUAUUUAGAUGGAGAUUGUGACGGGUUCGUAUUCGAACACGAUUUUCACCAGUUCGUCGAGAAGCUGAGGCGGUUUGCAGAUUGGUCGCCAAGCAGCGAUGAAUACAUAAUUUUAAAACAAGUUUUGGAAGAGUUGGUUCGAGUAUUUUUUCCCUGCGAAGAGGGCCAAAACGUCGCUUUCGUCAGUCUGUCGACGGAGGACUGGUUGAAAACGUGGCAAAGUACCUUGAACCGUUGUACAGGAACAUCAACACUACCUCUGUGGCUCAAGUAUUUGCAAAACAUACUGUUCAAAUCGUUAGAUUCCGGUAAUGGUAUAAUCGAAAAAGAUAAUUUACGAAGGUUUUUUUGUACAUUUUUGGAGUCGAACUGCGAAGAAGCCAAGGAAACCGUUAUCGACACUCUAUACAAAUCACUAACUUCAAAUGGCGAUUUCCCUUUAGACCAUGAUUGCUGGGGACUGUGUUUUGCCAACUGGUUGCUGGGAACCAAACCUAAUGGAUCGGGGCAAUGGCUUUUUGGCAAAUGUGGACCAACGGCCGAAUUCUUUCCCAUCGAUUAUUCCGCCAUGAACUCCACCGUCGAAACAAGAGACACUUAUUCGCCGAAGAGAAGAAGUGACAGACAUUCAAUUAUUGUCUAAAGAAAACACCGCGUGUAAUGAAUUAUAAUCAAUACUUACUCAUAUUUUAUUGCUGCGGUGUUGUUGCCAUGCGGACCAUGACACUAAACACGACUACUAUAUUUAUAAUUUACGUUUUUUUUGUAAUUCAAGAAAAAAAUGUAUGAACGUGUGUAAAAAAAAAAAAAAAAUAAUAUAAUUGUAUUAUAUUAUAUUUUGUGAUCGAUCUCAUUUUCAAUGUGUGUUGUUCAAAACAUACGUUGUUAUUUAUUAUUAUUACAACGUGCACCAGCAUAAUGAUGUUAUGCAUAAUACAAUAUAAACGUUGAAAUAACAUAGAUUAUAAUAUAAUAUACCUGCAAAUUAUUAUUUUUUUUAAUACCUAUUUGAUAAAAAAAAAAAACCAUAAAUUGAGUAGGUUAUAUCAGUGUCUAUCGAUCUGUUAAGGCUUUGGGUGAAGAGUUGAAUUUUUAAUAUAUAUUAUUUUUUCAUUAAUUUUUUUUUUGCCGUGAGGUCCGACACUAUUUCCACAGAUUAGCCAUUGGAGUGAGUUAAUACGUUUUUAAUGAAAGUUUAAAAGCACCGGUAACAUUUUUUGAGAGUGCUAGUAUUAUAUAAUUUAUAAAAUGAAAAUGAAUGACUUAAAUAAACUAGAAAAGUUUUUUUUUUCGGUGGCUUCUUCUUCCACGUCAAACAGCUUAUUGUUGUCAAUGUACUAUAAUAAGUUUACACUAUUGUUAUAUUUAUGUGUUAAGAGUCCCAAAAAUGUA